Molecule: messenger RNA, 2459 nt
Organism: Zea mays
Lineage: Eukaryota; Viridiplantae; Streptophyta; Magnoliopsida; Poales; Poaceae
Exons: 4
Coding region: 211-1731 (506 amino acids)
Biological process (GO): regulation of DNA-templated transcription
Molecular function (GO): DNA binding
Source: RefSeq, a predicted model, not a curated record
AGUCCCAAAAUCAGGACUCUUAUAAUAAUCCUUGGAUUUUGCUCUGUUUAACAUGGUGUUCCGGAAAGGCCCCUGGCCUUUCUUAUAGCCCAAGCCACUUCCUUCUUCCUCCUCUCACCUCUCUCGAAACUUUCCCCAAUCCCAUCUCCUGCCCCCCCUCUCCCAACCCUAUCCACGCCGCCGCCAGCCCUGCUCGGGUGGUGCGCAUACAUGAACCAUCCGUCCUCGUCGUCGUCCUCCGCCCAGCCGCCGCCAGCCCCGGCGGUGGCGGCCGAGGCCACCUCCCUCGCGCCGGGCUUCCGCUUCCACCCCACCGAUGAGGAGCUCGUCUCCUACUACCUCAAGCGCAAGGUCCUCGGCCGCCCGCUCAAGGUUGAUGCCAUCGCCGAUGUGGACCUUUACAAGCUCGAGCCCUGGGACCUGCCCGCCCGCUCCCGCCUCCGCUCCCGCGACUCCCAGUGGUAUUUCUUCAGCCGCCUCGACCGCAAGCACGCCAACCGCGCCCGCACCAACCGCGCCACGUCGGGAGGGUACUGGAAGACCACCGGGAAGGACAGGGAGGUGCGCCAUGGGCCCAGACUUGUCGGGAUGAAGAAGACGCUCGUCUUCCACGCGGGACGCGCCCCCAAGGGCGAACGCACCAACUGGGUCAUGCACGAAUACCGCCUCGAGGGCGAUGACGCCGCAGGGAUACCGCAGGACUCAUUUGUGGUGUGCCGGAUCUUCCAGAAAGCUGGACCAGGUCCUCAGAAUGGCGCACAGUAUGGAGCGCCUUUCGUUGAGGAGGAAUGGGAGGAGGAUGACACAGAUGAUGGUUUGCUUCCAGUGGAGGGUGUUGCUGCUGCUGACCCUGAGGUUCCCCUUGCUUCUGUGGAGAUCCCUGGUGCUUUGGAUAGAGGCUAUCUUCAAAUGAGUGAUCUCAUUCAGGGUUUGGAUGAUCAAAAUGGAAAUGGUACACCUAGUUUGCCAGUUUCUGAUACUUCAAAUAAUAGCAACCAUUCUGAAGACGUAGAUGGAAAUUCUGGGGACAUUUUAAGUGACCCAAACCUUGGCUCUAAUUUUCUUCAGUAUGCUGAACCUGGGGAGCAAAAUAGCUUAAUGCUUAAUGGAACUAUCAUAUCAAAUGCAAAUGCUGGAGAUUUUUUUGAUAAUUCCAGCCACAGUGAUGGGUUUCUAGAGCUGAAGGAUUUUGGAGAUGCUGCAAAUCUGGAUUUCCCUUUGGGCAAUGGAUCAUCCAUCUGGCCUUUGGAUUGUUGGGCAUGGAAAACACCUGACUCAGCGGAAUCUUUAAAUGGAACUAAUGAUGAGAUUCCUCCACUUCCUGAUGACCAGACUUUCCAGCCAGAUGAGCUGGAACAACUGUUACAGUCAAUACAAGAAGAUUCCCAUUUAGGCUCAAGUAUCAUUGACCCCCCACAUUCUUCUAUGACAAAUUCAGUUCUGCCUGAUGAGGAUUGUUUGAUGUUCUAUGAUGCACCGUUCGAUUCCACCAUGUGUGAUGAUGGGUUUGCACAGAAUGGGAUCCUUGGCUCUGCAGCAACCAAUCUAUCUGGUAUUGGCAUGGUGGACGAUGGUAUGCCAUACUUUGAUGCAAUGGAUGGUAAUUUAUUUAAUGACAUUCUGGGCUCCAUACAGCAGCCAGAUGGUAGCAGUUCCCAUGCUUUUAAUGGCCCAGUCCUUACCCAAGAGAUGGUCAGGCUAAGAGUAGUACUAUUGGAAAGGGAUUUGUAAGGAUUUUGGAUUCGAUCUCUGCUCCCCCAGCUUUUGCAGGAGAGUUCCCAUCUAACCACCGCAAAUCCUUGGCUCGUAUUUCUGGAGCGCGCCCCAACACACUCCAUGUUUCUGCUGAAGUGAUCCAUAUAGGAAGUUUAGCUGUUCCUUCUGGCGCAGAUAAGUGGGCGCUGCAAAAGGAUCAAGGCAUGGAGCUGCUCUUCUCUGCAGAUUUUGAACCUGAUGCCCGUAUACAUUGUGGCUGCAACACCAUUACCGCGGUGCUGCGUGGUGGCUUCUGCCUUUUCUUCGUUUCAGCAAUAAUGCUCUUAGUGAGCUACGAGGUGGGCAUGUGCAUCUAUGGCAAGUAGCAACCUGGUACUGGUCUAAGAUAAAUCUCACAGCAUUUAGGUUAAUCCUAUGUUUUGAGGCAGACUCAACUGGGGUCUGGGGCCUCCUGCUAGCUUUUAAGUGUGCCGCAUUGCAUGGCAUGGACCUGUGGGGUGUUUAGCACUAGCAGUACCAUUUUGCAGCUCGAGAGCUAAUGGUGUAUGUAUGAAUUCAGUGCUAUUUAGAAAUACUAUGAGAAUUGCCUCAUUGGCGUGUGAUGAUGCCAUUUGCCAUGCUUGUGGUCGCAGUGGUCAAUGUUAGUGCAAAAUAUUGUAUAUAUAUUUGAGAUCCACCAUAGGAAUCAUGAUGCUUGUGCAGUACAGUUGUGUUGGUGUUUUGAGUGUUUGCAGGUUUCAAAA